AUGGAGCCCGAGGAAGGAGCGGACCGCACGCCGCUGCUGAAGGAGUCCCCGCCGGGCACCAGCACGGGCACAGGCACGGUGCCUGCAUGCUGCUCUGCCCGUUAUAAUUUAGCACUGCUGGCCUUUUUUGGAUUCUUUCUCCUGUAUGCAUUACGAGUAAACCUCAGUGUUGCUCUAGUGGAUAUGGUAGAACCUAACACAAGCUUAGCAAAGAAUACAACUUCCAAUGUGUGUCCAGAACAUUCCUCUACUAUCAAUGUUCCUCGCAAUACAUCGGGGAAAAAAUAUUCUUGGGAUGCUGAUACUCAGGGAUGGAUCCUUGGUUCUUUUUUCUAUGGCUAUAUCAUUACCCAGAUUCCAGGUGGAUAUCUCGCAAGCAAAAUUGGAGGGAAGCUGUUGCUGGGGUUUGGCAUCUUUGGUACCUCUGUGUUCACCUUGCUUACUCCCUUAGCAGCAAAUCUGGGAGUUGGCUAUCUCAUAGCUGUCAGAGCCUUGGAAGGACUGGGAGAGGGUGUUACUUUUCCUGCUAUGCAUUCAAUGUGGUCGUCUUGGGCUCCUCCAUUGGAACGCAGCAAGCUCCUUAGCAUUUCAUAUGCAGGUGCACAGCUGGGAACUGUUGUGUCUCUGCCACUGUCUGGUUUAAUUUGCUACUAUAUGAAUUGGAUUUAUGUGUUUUAUAUAUUUGGUGCACUUGGUGUAUUAUGGUUCUUCUUCUGGAUGUGGUUUGUUAGUGAUACACCAGAAACUCACUGGAGCAUUUCUCAUGCUGAAAAAGAAUAUAUACUUUCUUCCGUAAAAGAUCAGCUUUCAACACAGAAAUCGGUUCCCUGGAGACGGAUCCUGGGGUCUCUGCCUCUCUGGGCUAUAGUCGUGGCCCAAUUCUCUUACAACUGGACUUUCUAUACUCUGCUUACGCUCUUGCCCACAUACAUGAAGGAGAUCCUGAGGUUUGAUGCACAAGAGAAUGGUUUUCUAUCUGCCCUACCUUAUUUUGGCUGCUGGUUAUGUAUAAUUCUGUCUGGACAAAUCGCAGAUCACUUAAGGGAGAAACAGAACUUGUCUACUGUGUGUGUUCGCAAAUCUUUUACCCUAAUAGGGAUGAUCGGACCUGCCGUGUUCUUAGUAGCAGCUGGAUUCACAGGCUGUAACUAUGAGCUGGCUGUUGCCUUCGUGACCAUAUCAACAACGCUAGGAGGAUUUUGUACAUCUGGCUACAGCAUUAACCACCUGGACAUUGCACCAUCGUAUGCUGGAAUCCUCCUUGGAAUCACAAAUUCAUUUGGCACCAUCCCAGGAAUGGUGGGACCAGUUAUUGCCAAGAACCUCACUCAUAAUAAUACCGUGGGAGAAUGGCAGACUGUUUUCUAUAUUGCUGCUUCUAUUAAUUUAUUUGGAGCAAUUUUCUUUGCGUUGUUUGGAAGUGGAGAAGUUCAGGACUGGGCAGUCAGUGGUUAUCACUUGCACAGAAACUGAAGGAGACAUUGAAGUACCAAAGCUGUGCUGAAUCCCUGUGUGCUAGAAUUAUGUGUCCAGAAAAGUGCCUUUCCUGCUGAUGGCGAGAAGCCUUCAGAGCUUUUUUGGUUUAACUAUUUUAUCUGUGUAUCUUUUGUACUGGAAAUCAUUGACAGCGUAUAUAUGUUCUUUCCUAACAAGAAACUACUUGAAUUAUAAUAGGAUGGCUUCACGUUAGGACUUGAUAUCAAAUAUAUGAUSAGAGAAUUAACACUUCAAAAUGAUGAGCUAGGCUCAAUUUCCUUCCAAAUUUUAAUUAAUACUUUUUUUUCUGAAGUAAUGAGUAGGAGGAUGUUUGAUACUAAAAUGAAAGGAAAAAGUGAUUGUGUAGCAGUAGAAGGAGGAAUGGAAUACAGAAAAUUGUACACAAAAAACAGUGCUUUUAUUUCCAUAGUAAGAUUGAUAUGUAUGGUGUUUAAAURUUAGGAAAAUUUCUAGUUUUCUACAGUCUUUUAUAUUUUGGCCAGUGUUUUAAUUGAAGUCUAAGAAAUGCACAGAUGGUUUUAUUCACUUUUAUGCACAACUUUUCAAUAUAUAAACCCUUGCUUUUUCAAGAAYGCAGUUUCACAAUAGCUACAGAGCCAUGAGGAAGUAAAAUAAGUGGUUGUGACAGAGUAAGCCCUGUGUUACUGUUCAUAGGCCUUAUUUUUAUUCAUCUGUGCAAAGAAUCGGUGCAAAUGUGUGGUUUACAUCAUGGCAGUGUAAAAUGAACUAGAAAUGGAAUGUCUGGAUGUUUAUAUUCACAUAACUUUGAAUUUGGCAGUACAAUUAUUGUCUGUUAACUGAUACUGUGUUAUUCUUUCCUCUUGCUUGUAGAUGUAUGUCAGCUUGUCAGUGUAAAUGUAUUAAAAUAAGGCCAGUGCAGGGCAUAACAAGGAAAAGUAAUUCUAUAACAGUCUUGUUAGAUAAAAGUAGAAUAAAAAGAACUGGUGCAAUAUCCUGAUGCUGUUCUCCUGUCAGCAUAGAAUUUGGGACUCGAGCAYACUUAGCACCGCACUCCGGCGAAAUGCCACGCAGUAGGCUUAAAUGAAGUCUGUGAAAACAGUGGCCUAGUUAAGAAUGAACGACUGAGUAAUCUUGUCACAAAGCAAAGGAAAAUUCCUGUGCCAAAGAUUCAAAGAUUCCUGGACUUGAGCAAUUGGUUUAAAAAAAAAAAAAAAAAAAAAAAACACC
Nothoprocta perdicaria is the source of this 2685-nucleotide messenger RNA. RefSeq names its product solute carrier family 17 member 5 (gene SLC17A5). The record is from RefSeq and is a predicted model, not a curated record. Lineage: Eukaryota; Metazoa; Chordata; Aves; Tinamiformes; Tinamidae. The transcript is spliced from 11 exons. Gene Ontology annotation, biological process: monoatomic anion transport; transmembrane transport. Gene Ontology annotation, molecular function: transmembrane transporter activity. Bases 1 to 1473 code for a protein of 490 amino acids.